AUGGCCCAAUUGGCCGGUGGAAGGGUUGCCUACCUUUUUGAUAGGUGCGAGCUGAGCUUUUGCGGGACUAUCUCGGACCCCCCUGAAGGGUCUCUGGACCAUGGCGGCUUGCUGAUCCGAGCCCUGUCUGCAUAUCGUGUGUGCGACUUUUUACCCGAUGAGGGAUUCACGUCCAUGCGUCUCCGAGUCCUUGAUAUCCGCAUCCAUGCAGAUGCAGAACCCGGUAAUUCGUAUGCCAUGGACGCACCGCAUGUUGCAGCGCGCUGCUGCAUGUCCUUCUGCGAACUGCUUGACGUUUCAGGGUCUGUCCAGUUGUCGACGUUGACCCCGGAAGGGCGGGAGUCCGUCCGGCGCAAAAAGCGCACGCAUCGACAUGAAGCAUUCUAUCCUCAAAGCAACCAAGUUUGCUAUGCAAAAGACACUGGCGAAGACGAUAAGACACAGAGAGAACGGGAAAAGAGACGCAGAAAGUCAGACAUGCGACUGCGGGGUGCGAUUCCGAGAGGGACGGGCCAAGCAUUAGCGAUUCAGCCAACCAACCAGGAUGGCGAAUCAGCUGCUUGUCCGGGGGUCACUGGCGCCGCUCCCCCAGUCGUCUGGUCCAACGGGAAGACGAAUGGCUGGGGACGGUGUUCCAAGUGGCGAUGCAAUUGUGCAAGGCUAUCAAAGCAGAGGCCAGUAGCAGGUCCUCGUCAUCGUGUCAGACGGCGGAUUCGCGACGGCGUUGCUUUGAAAGCUAUGGACGGCAGGAAGGGAGGGACAGGGCGAGGGUCGCGAUUUGCCGGUGAAGGCUCUGCUGCUUGA
Messenger RNA from Trichoderma citrinoviride, 804 nucleotides. RefSeq lists its product as hypothetical. The transcript has 3 exons. The coding region runs from base 1 to 804 and encodes 267 amino acids. NCBI's taxonomy places the organism in Eukaryota, Fungi, Ascomycota, Sordariomycetes, Hypocreales, Hypocreaceae. The record is from RefSeq and is a predicted model, not a curated record.